AUGGAGAGAACGUCUAACACUGGACAUCUGUGUGGUACUGUGACUGGUAAACCUGACAUUCCUGACGUGGUGAUCAUCACCUGUGACGUCAACGCGAGAUAUGUGACAGUCUACCAAGAAACGGAUAAUGGUGGAUCAACCGCCCUGGACUUCCUGGAAGUUGAAGUCUAUGCAUGUGCCCAGGGUAUGUACGGCUCCAACUGUAUCAGGUCGUGUGCUGCUCGUCACUGUGAUUCUCAAUACACGUCUCCGUGUCUUGUAGCUACUGGAAAAUGUUCUUGGGGAUGUGACCCAGGAUGGAAGGGUGACGACUGUACACAAGCAUGUGUCCAGGGUAUGUACGGCUCCAACUGUAUCAGGUCCUGUGCUGCUCGUCACUGUGAUUCUCAAUACACGUCUCCGUGUCCUGCAGCUACUGGAAAAUGUUCUUGGGGAUGUGACCCAGGAUGGAAGGGUGACGACUGUACACAAGCAUGUGUCCAGGGUAUGUACGGCUCCAACUGUAUCAGGUCGUGUGCUGCUCGUCACUGUGAUUCUCAAUACACGUCUCCGUGUCCUGCAGCUACUGGAAAAUGUUCUUGGGGAUGUGACCCAGGAUGGAAGGGUGACGACUGUACACAAGCAUGUGUCCAGGGUAUGUACGGCUCCAACUGUAGCAAGUUGUGUGCUGCUCGUCACUGUGAUUCUCAAUACACGUCUCCGUGUCCUGCAGCUACUGGAAAAUGUUCUUGGGGAUGUGACCCAGGAUGGAAGGGUGACGACUGUACACAAGCAUGUGUCCAUGGUAUGUACGGCUCCAACUGUAUCAAGUCGUGUGCUGCUCGUCACUGUGAUUCUCAAUACACGUCUCCAUGUCCUGCAGCUACUGGAAAAUGUUUUCGGGGAUGUGACCCAGGAUGGAAGGGUGACGACUGUACACAAGCUGAUGCCGACUCAGGACGAUUCACCAGGAAUAGCAUGGUGACUCGCUAUGACUCGCCAAGAUUCACGCCGACGCGGGACGAUUUAACACAACAUUUGUGA
This is a messenger RNA of Gigantopelta aegis, 1023 nucleotides long. RefSeq names its product multiple epidermal growth factor-like domains protein 11. The record is from RefSeq and is a predicted model, not a curated record. The transcript is spliced from 7 exons. Lineage: Eukaryota; Metazoa; Mollusca; Gastropoda; Neomphalida; Peltospiridae. Gene Ontology annotation, molecular function: scavenger receptor activity. Bases 1 to 1023 code for a protein of 340 amino acids.